Pogoniulus pusillus (Red-fronted tinkerbird) is the source of this 2101-nucleotide messenger RNA. RefSeq names its product heparan sulfate-glucosamine 3-sulfotransferase 2 (gene HS3ST2). The record is from RefSeq and is a predicted model, not a curated record. NCBI's taxonomy places the organism in Eukaryota, Metazoa, Chordata, Aves, Piciformes, Lybiidae. Bases 313 to 1416 code for a protein of 367 amino acids. Gene Ontology annotation, molecular function: [heparan sulfate]-glucosamine 3-sulfotransferase activity. The transcript has 2 exons.
CUGACGUCAGGCAGCCCCUUAAAUAGCAGCGCAGCCGCCUCUGCCCCGGCACUUCCAGCGGAGGCGAAACGGGAGCCGCUGUUGACCGAGCGCCGAGCCCCGAGCCGCGCCCGCCGGGGAUGGGAGCGGCGGUACCCGGACCGCAGGCGCCCAGGGGCCGGGGCGGCGGGAGCAGCCCCCGGGGGAGGCCCGGGCGCGCAGCCGCGUAGCUGCGGGACAUGCCGGAGCGGGGCGCGGGAGCAGCGGGGCCCCGGGGGCAGCGGCGGGCCGGACCGGGCCGCGCCGUGCCCAGCGGCGGGGCCCCAUGGAGCCAUGGCGCAUAGGGCGCCGAGCGGGCGAGCCCCGGCUGCGGCUCCGGCUCCGUCCCGGCGGCUGGCACGGAGGGUCCUGGUGCUUUUCACGCUGUCGCUGUCCUGCUCCUACCUCUGCUACAGCCUCCUCUGCUGCUGCGGCGGCCCCGCCGCCCCCCGUGCCCGCUGCCCGCCCGCCCGCGCCGCCGCCGCCAAGAAACUUCUGCAGAAGCCGCGGCCGUGCGGCCGCACCGGACCCGCCGAGCCCCCGCCCAGCGCCGCGCCCGCACGCCGCCCGCGGGACCACCCGCGGCCGCCGAUCGGCAGCCCUCCGGGCCCGGCGCGCCCCGGCACCAAGCGGCUGCCGCAGGCCAUCGUGGUGGGCGUCAAGAAGGGCGGGACCCGCGCCGUGCUGGAGUUCAUCCGGGUGCACCCCGACGUGCGCGCCCUGGGCACCGAGCCCCACUUCUUCGACAGGAACUACGACCGCGGGCUCGAAUGGUACAGGAGCCUGAUGCCUCGAACGCUCGACAGCCAGAUCACAGUGGAGAAGACCCCCAGCUACUUCGUCACCAAGGAGGCCCCGCGGCGCAUCUUCAACAUGUCACGGGACACGAAGCUGAUCGUGGUGGUGAGGAACCCGGUGACCAGGGCCAUCUCAGACUACACACAGACGCUCUCCAAGAAGCCAGACAUCCCCACCUUCGAGGGGCUGACCUUCCGCAACCGCAGCCUGGGGCUGGUGGACACCUCCUGGAACGCCAUCCGCAUCGGGAUGUACGCCGUGCACCUGGAGACCUGGCUCCAGUACUUCCCCCUCUCCCAGAUCCACUUUGUCAGCGGGGAGAAGCUGAUCACAGACCCAGCUGGGGAGAUGGGCAAAGUCCAGGACUUCCUGGGCAUCAAACGGGUUAUCACGGACAAGCACUUUUACUUCAACAAGACAAAAGGCUUCCCUUGCCUGAAGAAGUCGGAGAGCAGCGGCUUGCCACGCUGCCUGGGCAAGUCCAAGGGCAGGACUCACGUGCAGAUAGACCCCGAAGUGAUCGAGCAGCUGCGGGACUUCUACAGACCUUACAACGUCAAGUUCUAUGAAACAGUUGGGCAGGACUUCAGGUGGGAAUGAGCCUGGGAGCAGCGCUGUGAGGAUGCGAAGCUGCAGGCUUCCUUCCCUCAGGAGGGUCCUGGGGGGACAGAGCCAGGACCCCCUGGCCAGCUCCUCCCGCCCCAAAUCUGUGAGAAGAGGCAGGCAAGAGGCUUCCUGGGCUCUAGGGAGCCUGGGAUGCUCCAGCACGAGCUGAGAUGGGGGAAGACACAGAGUCCUGCCACAGCCACCGUAGGAUGAGUGCCCAGAAGGCACUGCCUGUCCUGGCAGGCUGACCAUGCCAUGCCUGGCUUCAUGGGGUCCCAUUUGCUUUUACUGCCACGUGGUCACUGGGGGCCUCCACCAUGGCCCCAUCUCACAGCCUAGGCACAGGCUGCUACAAGUCACAUCCCUCCUCUGUGUCCCAAACCAAAUGGGUGCUCUGGGGCUACAGGCAACAGGGGUGGGGCUGUCCCCUGGGGCCACGUCCUGCCGUGGUGCCGGGGUGGGCAGAGCUGCAGCCUCUCCGCUUAGCCUUUCAUCACAGAUGGCAGUGUGGAACCGUGAGGGCAGAGAGAUGUCUGCUGGGGAAAGGGCCCCAUGGAAAUGUCCUGCUGAUGUGUCCUGUGAAUAAAGCACAGCCUCCUGCUGUUACGGGUACUCUAGUGGCACCGGUGUCCUUGCUCAGCAUGUCACCCCUUGGUGUAAAUAAAAACGGCUACCACUG